AUGGAUCAUCAUCAUCGCCCGACGACGAGGCGCCAAGCGCUCGGUGAAAUCAACGGAAACUUGAGAGGAGGAAAUAAUAACAAAGAUGCGGUGAAGAAAGGAGAGGUUCAGCAACACGGAUACAUCCGAACCAGAUCUGGUCGCACGCCGAAAGCGCCGAUUCAAAGUUCCUCUGAAAAUAAUGGCCCCGACGUUUCCAUGGCGAAAUCAUCCGGAGGAGGGAACAAAAGCGCUCACACUAGACAUAACAACAACAACACCGACCCGGAAGUGGACGGAAGAGAGAAUAAGCUCGGUGGAUCCUCUCGGUUGGCGAAGCACGAUCCGUUGCAAACGUACUCGCAAAACUUGACCAACAAAGAGUUGAGAGAAGUGAGAGAUAUCGACGCUUUGGAUAAGCAAAACCCGUUGGCGGUGACGGAGUUCGUGAACGAUAUGUUCAACUAUUGGUUUCGAGUGGAACCGUUGACCCGAGUGAGUUGCAAUUACAUGAGGUCGCAAACGGAUAUCAACCAUAAAAUGCGCGCGAUUUUAGUCGAUUGGUUGGUUGAGGUGCACUUGAAGUUUAAGUUGAUGCCGGAGACGUUGUUUUUGACGCACAACUUGAUCGAUCGAUUUUUGGAGAAGAAGGUGGUGUCGAGGAAGAAUUUGCAAUUGGUUGGCGUGACGGCGAUGUUGUUGGCAUCCAAGUACGAAGAGAUUUGGGCGCCGGAAGUGAGAGACUUCGUGUACAUCUCCGACAAGGCGUACACGAGAGAGCAAAUUAUUGAGAUGGAAAAGGACAUGUUGUCCGAGCUCGGGUUUCAUUUGACCGUGCCGACGCCGUUUCAUUUCUUGAGCAGAUUUUUCAAGGCUGCCGGAGCGGACAAGCAAAUGCAAUUACUGUCCAACUUUUUGGUAGAGUGCGCGUUGGUGGAUUACGGAGCUUUGAAGUUUUCCAACUCUAUGUUAGCCGCGAGUUGCGUGUACGUGGCGAUGAGGUGCUUGAACAAAGGGAGAUGGGACGCGAACAUGAAGAUCCACACGAGGUACGCCGAGAGCGAUAUUUUGGAGUGCGCUGACGCGGUGUCGAGAUUACAAAGAGCGGCACCGACGGCGAAUUUGAGCGCGGUGUACAAGAAGUAUUCCAACGAUAAGUUUAUGGCGGUGGCGAAGAUUGCCCCGGCGGAUGGGUUAGGCGAUGACAUGAACUCUUAA
Molecule: messenger RNA, 1197 nt
Organism: Bathycoccus prasinos
Lineage: Eukaryota; Viridiplantae; Chlorophyta; Mamiellophyceae; Mamiellales; Bathycoccaceae
Exons: 2
Coding region: 1-1197 (398 amino acids)
Biological process (GO): mitotic cell cycle phase transition; regulation of cyclin-dependent protein serine/threonine kinase activity
Cellular component (GO): centrosome; cyclin-dependent protein kinase holoenzyme complex; nucleus
Molecular function (GO): cyclin-dependent protein serine/threonine kinase regulator activity
Source: RefSeq, a predicted model, not a curated record